UGCAACCGGAGUGAGCUGAGGCCAAGGACCAGAGGAAGCGAUGGAGCACUCCAAACAGACUCAGUACGGCUCCGGCGAGAAGAAGGACACCGGGGAAGGUGGCUCCGUGCUCAACGGGCACUUUGACGGGAUGGUGAAGCGGCCGGCAGGCACUGGCACCGUGCGCUCCGGCGCUGCGCAGGCUCCGGGCGCGGAGUCCGGCGCGCAGGAGAGCUGGAGGGAGGAGCGCACCCGGAGCGUGGAGGACAACGAGAUUAGUCUGCCGUCCCUGGCCGCCGCCUACACCGCCAUCCUGCGGGGGCUGGGUGAGGACCCGCAGCGGCAGGGGCUCCUCAAGACCCCCUGGAGGGCCGCCACCGCCAUGCAGUUCUUCACCAAGGGCUACCAGGAGAAAAUUAUAGACGUGCUGAACGACGCCAUCUUCGACGAAGACCACGACGAGAUGGUGAUCGUCAAAGACAUCGACAUGUUCUCCAUGUGUGAGCAUCACCUGGUGCCCAUCUUCGGCAGGGUUCACAUCGGUUACCUCCCCAACAAGAGAGUCCUCGGCCUCAGCAAGCUGGCCAGGAUUGUUGAAAUCUACAGUCGGCGGCUUCAAGUUCAGGAGAGGUUGACCAAACAGAUCGCCGUGGCGAUCACCGAGGCCCUGCAGCCCACCGGGGUCGGCGUCGUCAUCGAGGCAACUCACAUGUGCAUGGUGAUGCGUGGCGUUCAGAAGAUGAACAGUAAAACCGUCACCAGCACCAUGUUGGGAGUUUUCAGAGAAGAUCCAAAAACCCGAGACGAGUUUCUGACGCUGAUCCGGAGCUGAGGAGGACCAAGCUCCUCCUCUUCCUCCUCCUUCUGUUGCCUGGGUUACCUCCACCUUACCGCACCAAGUGUGUGUGUGUGUGUGUGUGUGUGUGUGUGUGUGUGUGUGUGUGUGUGUGUGUGUGUGUGGUUUUGAACGGCCAGAUCUGGUGAAACGUUACUCUGUCAAGUAACACACACACACACACACA
Paralichthys olivaceus (Japanese flounder) is the source of this 1001-nucleotide messenger RNA. It is a transcript of the gene gch1, whose product is annotated as GTP cyclohydrolase 1. The record is from RefSeq and is a predicted model, not a curated record. Lineage: Eukaryota; Metazoa; Chordata; Actinopteri; Pleuronectiformes; Paralichthyidae. Gene Ontology annotation, cellular component: cytoplasm. Gene Ontology annotation, molecular function: GTP binding; GTP cyclohydrolase I activity; zinc ion binding. Gene Ontology annotation, biological process: tetrahydrobiopterin biosynthetic process; tetrahydrofolate biosynthetic process.